UUGAAAUAAACACUAUAAAAUGGAAUCAACAGUUGGGAUACAAGGAAAUUAUGACCAGAUAGAAGAGCUAUUCAUUAGCACUAUCUCCUCUAUCGCUUUAUAUAAAUCUUAUUGCAUCUACUCGAGUGGGUCUUAUAUUCACAUCAUUGAUAUCAACAAAGGCAGUGAAGAGGAUUUGAAAUACAGGAAAACACUUCUUAAAAUCAACGUAUUUGAUUCAAUAAAGCAAGUUGAGAAGGUCAAGAUCCUUCAUGGGAAUGAGACAAGUUUUAAAGUGCUUGCUUUUGCUGAAAGAUGGAUAAAAGUGUUCAACAUAGAUGCUGAGCAAUGGAAUGCCCACUGCUUGUUUGAUAACAGAAACUUCCUUGAUAAAAUCUAUGAUGUGAUCCUUCCUACUAAUAGAGAUCUUUACAUUGGAUAUGCUCAUAACUAUGUAGAUAAAAUUAUCUUCAAUGAUGAGAUUUCUGAGACUUCAGAAGACUGGCCAGAGUUCCAAAGAGGAGGGAAAGUGAUAUGCUCUGAUGAAUGAAUAUUGUUUCAGCUAACAUUCCUUCCACUCCAACAAUGGAAUAGCAAGCAGUAUCUAGCAGCUUCAGCAACGAUGUUCGGCAGUGUUUGCAUCUGGAACUACUUUAUCGAUACAUCACAAGAAAUCAACGAAAAUUUUUCAGAGAUGAGAGAAGUUUUAAUGGAGUUCAAAGGCCAUGCCGGAGUUAUUUUCAAUCUCAGAUGGAUUAAUGAACAAAGCAUUUGCACUACAUCUGGCGAUAGAGUGGUCAAAGUUUGGCAGCUUACAGAAGAAAACGAUCCUCAACCAGAAGAGAUCAUCUGAAGAAAUACUGCAGGUAUUUCAGAUAUAGAACAAGGACUAGAUUUCAAUCAGGAAGUAAUGAAAUUUGAGGGACAGAUCGGUAGAUCUCUAUGGUGAGUAUCAGCUAAUGGAGACCUCAACUGAAUCGUGACAGGUGGGGCUAAUACAUCUAUUAAAGUAUGGAGUUUUAACUCUGAAUCAGAGGAAGAGAAGAAAGAAGAAUCUUCUGGUAUACAAAAGUUUGAGUGCAAUAUUAAUGAUUCUCUUAAUACUCUUCCCUUUGAAAUUACUGAAAAUGAAAAAUACUUCGUUAGAAGUAUUGCCCAUUGUUCAAUAGAAAAUAUUUACUAUGUCUUUGCUUCUACUAAUAUCGGAACAAUCUACAAAUGGAGCAAUGAGCAAGUUGAUGAAACAGAACCGAUCAAGAACUUUGAGCUUAAAUACACACACUCCAGAAUAGAAGAUCCUUCUAUAAAAAGCAAAGAUUUUUCUAUUAUUGAUAUUUGCUGUUCACAUUUUACAUUUGUGACUGAAGAGAUCACCAAGGAAACUAUUUUAUUAGUAGCUGCAUUCGAAGGAAACUAUGAAAAACAGUCUAAAGCACAGAUACUGAUGUUUGAUAGAGACAAUAACUGAGAAAGCAUGAGCCCUACAGAAGGUUCAAUACAAAUACUUCCAUUUGAAUGGAUGAAAAUUCUCCCGACCUUUAAAGAGACGAUCGAUCCCAUUGAGUGAGAAUCUAGUUUGCCAGAUAAACCUUCUAAAGAUUCUAAAGAUAGUGUACAUUGGAAAACUAUCAGAGUAAUUGUCCUCAGAAAAUUCACCACUGAGAUCAAUAUUCAAAUUGGAGAAUGCAAAGCUUUAUUCGAUCUCCUCACCACAGAUGGAAGAGGCUUAACAAAAAUUUGGAGAGUAUAUAUUUUUAGAAACGAGCAACACAUUUAUGAAUAUAAAGUUCGCCAGGUUGCCGAAUACCAAUUGCAAAAGAAAUCUCAGGUCUUUAGCGCUACUCUGACCCACCCAACUAUUGGAAAACUUCUGCUUGGAGAUACUAAAGGAAACAUUCAUGUUUGUAAUAAUUAUCCAUGGGAACUUGAUGCUUCAGAUUUUGCAGAUUUCAACAAAGAGGAUAUGAUACAACAAGACUGUGACUAUUAUCUGAAUAAAGUCCAUGGGGUUGACAAAAUUACCUCAUUUGGACACAUGAAUAACUCAAAGCAUGACAUAAUUUCUACUGCCAAGCAAAAGCAUAUAAAAGUACUGAGAUAUUUCGAAGAAGAUGACAAAUUCUCUGUAAUAUCUUCUCUAAAGCCAGGCCCUCUUUCAUGAGUCCUAGGAGUCUAUUCAGCAGGAGCCAAGCCUAUUGUAGUUGGAGGUAGAGGAGUGAUGCUUUAUCUCUGGAAUUUACUAGAUAAGCACCAGCUUUUCAGCAUAAAUUGUAAAGGCUGGAAUAGACAUAUACUAUUUAAUGUAAAUGACGAAUUGUCAAAAUUCUUCGUUUGCUUUUCAAACAAAAAUAUUAUUAGUGUAUACUAUUCAGACAGCGCAACUAAGAAAGGAGGGAUAGAAUGCGAGACAUUAAGACCAAGUCUUCAUGAAAGAGAGACUCUUACAACUGCUGUUUUCUCAAAUCCAUUCACUAAUUCUCUUUAUGUUGCUACUGGCGGAGAAGAUACUGAAAUUUUGAUUGCUGAAGUUUUGUCUGAUUACCUAGAUUUGCAGAAAUCUUUAAAUUAUCAUACUUCAAGCAUUAGAGUAAUAAAGAAGAUUCUAAAAAGCAAAACAGAGGAUAAUCACAAAUACUACGUUGUUUCAGGAGGAGGACAGCUGCUUGUAAAUCUGUUUGAAAUUGAACUGUCAGCCCAAGGCUUAGAAGUAAUCCAUCUCUCAAAAUAUGAAGGAUUAAAAUCAUCCCAAGACUUCAGAAUAAUGGAUAUUGAAAUCUUGGCAACUCAAGAAAAUGUGAUCUGCUUUAUCGCUUCUUCAUCAGGAGAAUAUCACUGAAUUCAAGCUAACACCUCAGACUAUGAGUUCUCUAAAGUGAGCACACUAGCUUUUGAUACUGCAUUGCUUUGUCUUAAGGCAUUCCCAAUAGAAGACCAGACUUAUGGAGUCAUUGUUGGAACAAACAAAGGAAAAAUGAUGGCUCUCAGACAAGUAACAGGAGAAAACAUUGAGAUAAGCACAGAAAAUGUCACCAAUGACUUGACAUGGCAAGGUCAUCAGAUCGGGAUCAACGUCAUAGAUAUCUCAAAAGAUUUCAUCUGUACUGGAAGUGAUGAUCAGAGCUUGAAGUUAACAAAACUUGAAAUUAUCGAUGAAAAAAUAAGCAUCCAAGAGGUAUAUGCUUCAUACUCACAUCAUUCCUCAAUUAAAGCAUUGAGAUUCUUCUCCCUGCUUUACAAAGGAUGUGAAACAACCUUCCUUGUAUCUAGCAGUUAUGAUCAAAGAGGAUGUAUUUGGGCUCUAAAAUCUCACAAGUUAGUGCCAGUUUAUACUUUCAAGCAUACACUUCCAGACAUAUUCGACAGUCAGGUGCAUGUAAUCUCAGAGGAGGAAGACAGGUCAGAAUUCUUCAUUAUUUUUGUUGGCAAAGGAGUGUUCAUUAAGAAGAUAGUAUUCUCAUAACUUUCAAUAACACUUGUGCAAACC
This is a messenger RNA of Moneuplotes crassus, 3463 nucleotides long. NCBI's taxonomy places the organism in Eukaryota, Ciliophora, Spirotrichea, Euplotida, Euplotidae. The record is from the annotation of a GenBank genome assembly.